GUAAGUGUGCGCACAGGAAACAAGAUGGUGCGCUUCAAAUGGAAGAAUGGCCAGGGAAGCUCUAGUGAAGUGGUCGUUAAAGUACCAUGAUGGAACGAGGAGCGAGCCGCGGAUGGACGACGAGGUUGGGUCUCUCGGUAGCAUGAUAGCAUAUUACCUGCAGCCAAUGGCUCACAGAGGCUUUUCUGCUUAUAAUGUUUGCAAGAGUCUCUUGAUGUCUGUCCCUCAGCGUCGUCGGUGGUUGCAGGAGGCUCUGCAGGCCGUAGCUUCGGCUCCGACAGAGUCUCAGUUACUGCAGGCGGCGCUGACAGUCCUGAGAGCCCAUAGUCCAGCGGGAGGAGAUGUGGGAGAGGAGGAGGGAGAGGAAGAGGAGGAACAUCUACUGAGAACCUUUGAGGAGAUACAGUACCUCAUUGAGGACCUCGACAAUGCCAAUAACCUGAUACCAAUGAACGGUGUUGAAGUGAUAGCCAGUUACUUGGAUCACAAGAAACAGUCACUGGUGCGGUCAUCUUGUGAGCUGAUUGCCACGGCAACACAGAACAACCCCAAGACCCAGGAGGCCUUCCUAGCGAUGCUACCUCGUCUGCUGACGAUCCUUAACGACAGGAGUUACCCCUCGAGUGUCGGGGUGAAGGCUGUGUACGCUGUGUCCUGUAUGACACGGAGCUACACUCCAGGAGUGGAGAGACUGCUCUCUCUGGACGGACUGGCAACACUCCGUCUCUGUCUGGGGGCCGACGACACCAAGAUGGUCGUCAAGACUCUCUUCAUCCUCAUGAGCUACUUCUCCCCCGCCCAGGGAGAGGUGAGAGGUCGACUGGUAGCUGAACUGCCCACUCUCGUUCCUGAACUGGUCAGUCUCGUUAGAGCCGGCGGAAGUGAUGAGGUCAAAGGUCACGCACUAUCGACGCUUGUCACCAUGGCGACGCAUCAUCAGGAGGCGGUGCUGGAGUGUGGGAAGGAGGAGGUGGGUUUGAAAAGUGCUCUGACGGAUUUGGCUGAGAUUUGGUCUUCUGAAGAACACGAGGAAGAACUAAGAGAUAUCAAGAGACUGUUAGACACUUGCUUCACUGCAUAGCACUGCUUGCUACCAGGUUUUAUAGAACUGCCAUUCUGUGUGUACACUCUAUUAAUUCAUUUCCUAUCGCAAUAUUAAUGUGAGGAUUUCCUCUCACCAAUUCUUUUGCUUUCAAGUAUGAUAAUAAUACUAACAAAAAAUCAACACCCAAAAUUCAUCAAACGAAACAAUUAAUCACUGGCCAAAGUGCGAGUGUAUAAAGUCUGUAUCGAAAGGUCCAUCGGUGAGGUAAUCGGUAUAGUCCCCGUCAAUUAGAGGUUGAUUAGGUCCUCCGUGGAUCCCCGCCCCUCUCCCUCCCUGCCGGUCUCCGACGUAGAGGCAUUUGAGUCUGCGAUACUCCCAGGUGACCUUGUGACUGCUCCCGACUAUCUUGCGCGGGUUUAUGCCACCAUGGAAAGGAAUUUCAAUGAGGUAAUCGUCGGGGUUUUCCCCGUAAUUACUGACUGGUAUCGAGACGCCCCAGAAUUGACCCAGUAGCCCGUGAGACGAGGAAUUUCUGAGGCCCAAGUCUCGACUGAUGUCCAGCUGCAUGAAGCCGUGCUCGUGUGGUACACAUCUCAUCCACAGCACGGUCUCUCUGUCUCGACCACACUCAGUUGCCACUAUCACAACAUCGUUGAAGGCCGGAAUUGCUUCAGCCAACACUCCACUGCUGUUUAAGAACACCGUGCUGGUAGUGCUUCCGUCCACUAGUAGGUUACAGUGUCUGUCAAUUUCCAUCUCAAUGUUGGCUCCCUCUGCGUUUGUUGCCACCACCGCUAUUUCGUCGAUAAAAUGGAGUGGUUUAUCCGGGUCUUGUACCAUGUAGUGGGCGUUUACUGAUAGACAGGGUUCGCUCACGAGAUUGAAAUAUCUCCCCUGGAGCCCGUG
Molecule: messenger RNA, 1951 nt
Organism: Geodia barretti
Lineage: Eukaryota; Metazoa; Porifera; Demospongiae; Tetractinellida; Geodiidae
Source: the annotation of a GenBank genome assembly